Messenger RNA from Malaya genurostris, 4370 nucleotides. It is a transcript of the gene alpha-Man-IIa, whose product is annotated as alpha-mannosidase 2. Gene Ontology annotation, molecular function: alpha-mannosidase activity; carbohydrate binding. NCBI's taxonomy places the organism in Eukaryota, Metazoa, Arthropoda, Insecta, Diptera, Culicidae. Gene Ontology annotation, biological process: protein deglycosylation; mannose metabolic process; N-glycan processing. Bases 339 to 3758 code for a protein of 1139 amino acids. The transcript has 7 exons. Gene Ontology annotation, cellular component: Golgi membrane. The record is from RefSeq and is a predicted model, not a curated record.
AAUGGCUUAUACGCGUAUAGGGCUUUUGAAAGCAAAACAAGCAAUUCACGGCCGUCAUAACAAUUUCGAUUUUUUUUAUAUUUUACCUUGAAAAUCCAACUAUAAAUCGAAACAUCUGAGAUGAAUUGAGCGCGAUAUUGUUUAUCUUUACUGCUGUUUCUGAUUUGCCACGAGAUUGGUACCAAAAUGAACUUGUUCAAAAAAGUGAUAAAGCAAGAUUACUGAAGAACCUCUGCGGUUUUUUUUCUUGUUAUCCGGUGACGACGAUACUGUGAACUCGGUGAAAAGAAGAAAAAAACGAACAACAGCAAAUACAGGCGUUUAAAUAUUUGCCAAGAAUGAUUCGCAUUCGAAGGAAAUUUUUGUUCAUUCUUUCCGGAAUUGCGCUGUUCAUAUUUUUGUUGCUUUAUGUUCUUUUGAAUCACUCAAUUCCGAUUGCAAAACCGAACAAUGAUUUUCUUGUGCUGGAGGAUAAAAUUAACCAACUGGAAACGGGUUUGAACAAACACCGGCGAGAGUUCGGUGCCUUGAAACAACAGUUCGAUACCAUUCGAUCGAACGGGGGUGGUCAGCAGGGGCGAAAUGGAAAUGAAGCGGACGAUUACAUGGAUGAAUCCCGACUGGACAAAGUCCCGGCAGUAGCGGCUCCACAUUUGGGCAACCGGGAAAUGAUCAAAGAUUCGGUGAUCAGUGCUAACCGAGACACCGGUGGAAAUUGUGCACUGCGAACGGACAUUGUUCCGCAGCCGGAUAUUCAGAUGCUGGAGGUGUACGAAAAGGUUCCCUUCGAUAACAUCGACGGUGGUCCGUGGAAGCAAGGCUGGAGGGUAACGUAUGACGAGAAACACUGGAAUCAACACCACAAACUGAAGGUAUUUGUGGUACCCCAUUCGCACAACGAUCCGGGAUGGGUUCAAACAUUCGACGAGUACUACGAGCGACAGACGAAAAGUAUUUUUGCUAAUAUGCUGCGGCAUCUGGAAGAGAACCUGGAAAUGAAGUUUAUCUGGGCGGAGAUAUGCUAUUUUGCCAAAUGGUUUGAUAAUUUGGUACCGCAACAAAAGGACAUUGUGAAGAAAUUGAUUAAAAGGCACCAACUUGACUUUGUAACCGGAGGCUGGGUGAUGCCCGAUGAGGCAAACUCACACUGGUACUCUAUGUUACUACAGUUGACCGAGGGUCAAAGUUGGCUGAAAACUCGUCUGAACGUAACGCCAUCAUCUUCUUGGGCUAUUGAUCCGUUCGGUCACUCAGCAGCAAUGCCGUACAUUCUGAAGAACUCUGGUUUCGACAAUCUGCUGAUUCAACGGACGCACUACAUUAUAAAGAAGAACCUUGCACAAAGGCAGCAACUUGAAUUUCGAUGGCGCCAGCUGUGGGACACUCGUGGUGAAACGGAUCUGCUGACGCAUAUGAUGCCCUUCUACUCGUAUGACAUUCCACAUACCUGCGGUCCCGAUCCGAAAAUCUGCUGUCAGUUUGAUUUCAAACGUUUACCUCAUUUCGGAUUGUCCUGUCCGUGGCACGUUCCGCCGCAGCAGAUCACAGAUGACAAUGUGGCCGAAAAAGCGCGGCUGAUUGUGGAUCAAUGGCGAAAGAAAGCGGUACUGUACAAAACGCGCAGUGUUCUGAUUCCACUGGGUGACGAUUUUCGCUACACCCACAGUAAAGAGUGGGAAGCGCAACGUGUCAACUACGAGAAACUGUUCGAAUUCAUAAACAACGAACCGUCACUGAACGUUGAAGCAAAGUUUGCAACACUACAGGACUACUUUGAUUCGAUUCGCUCGACUACUGAGGUGGAAAAAUUCCCAUCGUUGAGUGGUGAUUUUUUCACUUAUGCUGAUGUAAACGAAGAUUAUUGGAGUGGCUAUUUUACUUCGCGGCCGUUCCACAAGCGACAGGAUCGUAUUCUGAUGAACUACGUUCGAUCGGCGGAGAUGUUGCAUUCGUGGCACAACUGGGACCGCGAAGCUGAACUCGAACACAGACUGGAAUAUGCGCGGCAGCAGUUAUCGUUGUUUCAACAUCAUGAUGGCAUUGCCGGAACGGCAAAAAAUCACGUGGUCAAAGAUUACGCCGAUCGUAUGGCGAAGGCGAUCGAGGAGUGUAAGUUCGUUAUGCAGCAAGCCGUUUACAGACUCCUAACAAAGCCCUCCGUUUACCAAGCGGAUCCUAAGUUUAGCUAUCUUAGCAUUGAUGAUUCCCGCACCGUCGAUGGAACGGAUACUUUCCGACCAACCAUCAUCAUAGGCGAUGAGCUGCCCAUCAAACACGUGGUCGUGCACAAUUCGCUACCACAUCAACGGGAAGAACUGGUAGAAGUCUACAUCGGGAAACCGUUCGUUACGGUGCAGGAUGCCCAUGACGGUACGACCGUCCCCUGCCAGGUGGCACCAGUGUGGUCUUGGACAACCAGACCGGAUGGAAUCAGUACCCCGCAGGCGUCUACGACAAAGUUUCGGUUGCUAUUCCGUGCAUCGGUGCCACCACUAGGUUUGGCAGUUUACACUGUCAUCUCUCGCAAUCGGGUCGACGAUAGCACUGGAGUGUCUUAUGCCAAAGUGACCAUUCUGUCGCACACACCGUUCUCGAUCAACCUGAAUAAUUAUCCAGAGGUCGAAGAGUUUAGUGAACCGAGAGAAACUUCACUAAAGGUUGGUGACGGUCCGGGAGCUUCGUUCAUUGCUAGUGGCCUACUUAAAUCGCUAUCCAUCGAAAGCAAUACCGUGCCGGUUCAUUUGGAUUUCCUGAAAUAUGGAAUGAGAUUUGGGUCUGGCAAAAGUGGUGCCUAUCUGUUUCAUCCGGAUGGACCAGCAACGAGACUUCCGCUAGGUGAUCCGGUUGUUUUGAUUGUAAAAGGCUCAUUGGAAGCCAGUGUUACAACUGGGCUACCGUUUGCAGUCCACCAGACGAUCCUACGGGGUGACGCCGUGGAAAUUCGAAAUCUCGUUGAUAUUGGGGAACAGGAAAAUACGGAGAUCGUUAUGCGUAUUUCAACGAACAUCAACAGUGCAGAUCAUUUCUAUACCGAUCUCAACGGAAUGCAAAUGAUCAAACGAAAACGGUUCAACAAACUUCCGCUGCAGGCUCACUACUAUCCCGUACCAACGGCCAUGUUCAUUCAGGAUGAUAACCUGCGUCUGACGAUACUGAGUGGACAACCGUUGGGUGGUGCGUCGUUGAAAACGGGAGAGAUGGAAAUCAUGCAAGAUCGUCGUCUUUCCCAGGAUGACGAUCGUGGUCUAGGUCACGGGGUACAGGAUAAUCUACCCGUACUGCACAUAUUCCGAUUGGUGCUGGAAAAUCGCGAAUCUUGCACCAAACUGGAUCCCGGAUAUCCGGCCGGGUUUCUGACCGCCAGUGCUCACGACGAAUUGCGAUCGUUGCUUCAUCCGCUGGAGAAGUUAAUUUUCAACGAGAAUGAAUGGACCGGACUGGUACCACGCUUUGGAGUCAAUCACGAACCGCUGGAGAAGGGGAUGGAACUGGUAGCGUUAAGAAAUUUACCCCAUGUGGUAUUUGGUAAAGAGAAGAAAACGGCAGUCGGAUUAGUCGUACAUCGGACAAAUUUUGACGACUGCGGCUCGGAGGCCACUGGCGAAGGAAAUAUGAACAUCAAGAAGCUACUGAAUUUGGACGAUGGAUGCCAAAUCUACAGUUCACUACUGACGUUGCUGAGGAAACAAGAACUGGUGUCAUCCGAUGAUAUCAGUCUAUGCCCGAUGGAUAUCAAAGCUUACAUUAUUCAGCGAUGAGCUAACCAAACCAUCUUGGCUUCAAUUUAGUUUUAAUACAUCAUCCAGCUAUGUUCGAAAGAAUUUUGAACGGCACGCUUAAUGGUUACAGUCUAUCCCUUGUUUUAUAAGAGAAAUAAUUUAUUAUAAUAGCUACGUUAGCGACGAGUGAACGAAGUUCUUGUGAUGUCCGGUCAUAUUAUAUGCUUUCUGCGUAUUCCAACUUGACCGUUUCCUUAUUCGUGUGCUGCUUCUCCUUCGUCCUUCUGCGGAAAUAAUCUAGCAAGAAUGAUACGUCAAUCCUGCUGACAAUUCACCUGGAGGGAUGCAACUUAGAUCAAACGAACGAUUGAUGGAACAUAUGAACCAAGAAUGAUUGCGGCUAAAUAUGAAUUAUACCGCAUAAUUUGAAUAUAAUUCAUAUUUAAUAUGAAUUAUACCGCAUAAUUUUACCAUUCAAAGAAUAUCCAACAAACUAGGCGUGAUUUUAGUAAGGCAUUGAACAAUGAAUACAAUUGGUUUGCAAAAAAAACAUUCAACUGUUUGAAAGUAAAUACAUGAAACAAAAAUCUACACACAAAUAAGCGUAUUAUAUGGCACACCCAUACUUAAGUCCGUUGUGUAUUACAUAAA